Messenger RNA from Racocetra persica, 807 nucleotides. Lineage: Eukaryota; Fungi; Glomeromycota; Glomeromycetes; Diversisporales; Gigasporaceae. The record is from the annotation of a GenBank genome assembly.
CAACUUUCAGAAAUAAACUUCAAUUUAGAUAUUGCUGAGACCCUAUUAUUCCUAAGUGCAAUAAUCUAUGAACGUAAAUCUAAUGAAGUCCGGAAAGCCCAUAACGAAAUUCAACAUGCAAAUGACGAAAUUCAACAUGCAAAAAAAAUUCGUGAAUUUUGCGAAAAUGCAUAUGAAACAAUUUGUAAACAAGCCGAUGAUUAUUGUGGUUUAAAAUUUAUGCCACUUUUCAGAAUUGGCUUAUCGAAUGGUGAUGUUAUACGCAAAAAAGCCCAACAAAUCUGGAAAGAUGGUAAUCCAGUGAAUAUUUGGGUAACUGGUCAUUCGCUUGUAAUUUAUAUAUAUCCUUUCCUCAGACUCAUAAAAACCAAUGACUUGAUGACGAAUUAUUGUGUUCUUCGAGACACUUUCGUUUUUGCGGGACCAGCCGUAGGUGAUAAUGAUUUUGCAUCUUCAUUCGAAAGUACUCUCAACCAAAGAUUUGAAGAAAUCAGAACCCUUUGGCGAAUCGUUAAUGCAAAUGACAUAGUUCCCAAAAUGCCACCCAGAUAUGCAUUUAAUAUAUUCUCCCAAUACGUUACAAAAUCAGAUUUCCGAAAUUACUUUCAUAUCGGCCAUGAGAUAAAAUUAUUUCCGGAUGGAAAGAGACCUCAAGGUAUUGUUAGUAAUACACAUAGUAAUGGAAGGGAAACACCAAAUCGUGGGGAAAACAACAAAACAUCUUGGUUUGAGCUACCAAAUUUUAUUCGUGAUCAUUAUGCACGCAACUAUUUUACUGCUAUGGAACAGUCAAGACGUUAUUUUUAA